Messenger RNA from Macaca mulatta (Rhesus monkey), 2285 nucleotides. It is a transcript of the gene GABRB1, whose product is annotated as gamma-aminobutyric acid type A receptor subunit beta1. NCBI's taxonomy places the organism in Eukaryota, Metazoa, Chordata, Mammalia, Primates, Cercopithecidae. Gene Ontology annotation, molecular function: GABA-A receptor activity; extracellular ligand-gated monoatomic ion channel activity. Gene Ontology annotation, biological process: monoatomic ion transmembrane transport. The record is from RefSeq and is a predicted model, not a curated record. Gene Ontology annotation, cellular component: membrane.
ACCCGCCUCCAGAGUCCCCGUCUAGGACCUCCAUGACUGUCAAUGAAAGAUGCCAAUCACAGGCAGCCUUAGCCAGAUCACUGAGAGCCCAGCAAAAAAACAAAAACAAAAUCAGGUUGAGGGCAGAAAGGAAAUCAACAUAGUAACCUCCAAUGCAUGAAGGAAACUCCGUUUACACAAGCUCGUAGGAUCCCCUGCGUGGAAACAGCGGCUUGUCUCUGACUACCCGGAGGACACGGAGCACCCCAAAUAGGAACUUUAGAGGAAUUGAAAUCUGUUGCCUAUUACCGCUAGGAAUACUGUUUGCAAGGCACAAGGUGUCUUUUGGUAGUGAGCGCGCUCUGCGCAUGCGCAGGUCCAUUCGGGAAUUACUGCCCAGCAGCCGACUAAGUUGCAUUCCUUGAAUCUUCGCAGAAAAGACAAUUCUUUAAUCAGAGUUAGUAAUGUGGACAGCACAAAAUCGAGAGAGUUUGGGGCUUCUCUCUUUCCCUGUGAUGAUUACCAUGGUCUGUUGUGCACACAGCACCAAUGAACCCAGCAACAUGUCAUACGUGAAAGAGACAGUGGACAGAUUGCUCAAAGGAUAUGACAUUCGCUUGCGGCCGGACUUCGGAGGGCCCCCCGUGGACGUUGGGAUGCGGAUCGAUGUCGCCAGCAUAGACAUGGUCUCCGAAGUGAAUAUGGAUUAUACACUCACCAUGUAUUUCCAGCAGUCUUGGAAAGACAAAAGGCUUUCUUAUUCUGGAAUCCCACUAAACCUCACCCUAGACAAUAGGGUAGCUGACCAACUCUGGGUACCAGACACCUACUUUCUGAAUGACAAGAAAUCAUUUGUGCAUGGGGUCACAGUGAAAAAUCGAAUGAUUCGACUGCAUCCUGAUGGAACAGUUCUCUAUGGACUCCGAAUCACAACCACAGCUGCAUGUAUGAUGGAUCUUCGAAGAUAUCCACUGGAUGAGCAGAACUGCACCCUGGAGAUUGAAAGUUAUGGCUAUACCACUGAUGACAUAGAGUUUUACUGGAAUGGAGGAGAGGGGGCAGUAACUGGUGUUAAUAAAAUCGAACUUCCUCAAUUUUCAAUUGUUGACUACAAGAUGGUGUCUAAGAAGGUGGAGUUCACGACAGGAGCAUAUCCACGACUGUCACUAAGUUUUCGUCUAAAGAGAAACAUUGGUUACUUCAUUUUGCAAACCUACAUGCCUUCUACACUGAUUACAAUUCUGUCAUGGGUGUCUUUUUGGAUCAACUAUGAUGCAUCUGCAGCGAGAGUCGCACUAGGAAUCACGACAGUGCUUACAAUGACAACCAUCAGCACCCACCUCAGGGAGACCUUGCCAAAGAUCCCUUAUGUCAAAGCGAUUGAUAUUUAUCUGAUGGGUUGCUUUGUGUUUGUGUUCCUGGCUCUGCUGGAGUAUGCCUUUGUAAAUUACAUCUUCUUCGGGAAAGGCCCUCAGAAAAAGGGAGCUAGCAAACAAGACCAGAGUGCCAAUGAGAAGAACAAAUUGGAGAUGAAUAAAGUCCAGGUCGACGCCCACGGUAACAUUCUCCUCAGCACCCUGGAAAUCCGGAAUGAGACGAGUGGCUCGGAAGUGCUCACGAGCGUGAGUGACCCCAAGGCCACCAUGUACUCCUAUGACAGCGCCAGCAUCCAGUACCGCAAGCCUCUGAGCAGCCGUGAGGCCUAUGGGCGCACCCUGGACCGGCACGGGGUGCCCAGCAAGGGGCGCAUCCGCAGGCGCGCCUCCCAGCUCAAAGUCAAGAUCCCCGACUUGACUGACGUGAACUCCAUAGACAAGUGGUCCCGAAUGUUUUUCCCCAUCACUUUUUCUCUUUUUAAUGUCGUUUAUUGGCUUUACUAUGUACACUGAGGUCUGUUCUAAUGGUUCCAUUUAGACUACUUUCCUCUUCUAUUGUUUUUUAACCUUACAGGUCCCCAACAGCGAUACUGCUGUUUCUUGAGGUAAGAGAUUCAGCCAUCCAAUUGGUUUUAGGUCUUGCAUAUCAGUUUUAUUACUGCACCAUGUUUACUUCAAAAAGCCAAAACAAAAAAAAAAUAUUUUUUUCCAGUCUACCUUGGUCCAGGUUAUCGGCUCUGUAAGAGCUCUAUUAAUUGCCAUGUUUACAAACAAACAAAAAGAGAGAAGUUAAAUAGGUAGAUCUUUAGCAGUCUUUUCUAGUUGCCCUGAAUUUUACUGAUUUAUUUUUUAGGGAAAAUGAAAAGAGGACCUUGCUGUCCACCUGCACUACUUCCUGGUAAACUGUAACAAUCUUCUGCUGCCAAAAAA